AGGAUGUCUCUAUGGAGACAGGGAUAAACAGAUGAUAACAAAUUCUCAGCAGCCUUUAAAGCUCAUUUGAGUGUAUGGGUUGGCGUUUGAGGUGAGGCAAGGAGAGGCAGUGCAGGACAGCGAGAGAGGCAGAAGGGACUUGACAUUAGCAAGAGAUAUUCUUCUUCGAGAUGGCGGAGAGCACAGAUCUGGAGCGGCUGAUGAACUCCUUUAAGAAGUUCGCGAUCCACGGAGACACCAAGGCCACAGGGAAGGAGAUGAACGGGAAGAACUGGGCUAAACUGUGUAAAGACUGCAAGAUCACCGACGGCAAGAAUGUCACCGGCACUGACGUGGAUAUCGUUUUCACGAAAGUCAAAGCGAAGACGUCCCGGGUGAUCACCUACGAGGAAUUCCAGAGAGCCCUGGAGGAGCUGGCCCCUAAGAGGUUUAAAGGUCAGAGCAAAGAGGAGGCCCUAACGUCUGUCUACAAGCUGAUAGAGGGCAAGGAGCCCACCAACGUAGGAGUCACGAAAAUGGCGAAGACAGCCGCAGUGGACAGACUGACGGACACCACCAAGUACACAGGCUCCCACAAAGAGCGCUUCGACGAGAGCGGGAAGGGGAGGGGUAAGGGCGGGCGGGAGGAGCUGGUGGAGGAAACGGGAUACGUCGGCUCCUACAAGAACGCCGGAACCUACGAGGAGAAAACCAAGGCUAAGUAGACCACCGGGCCAGGCGGGGUGGUCAACAGGCCCAGUAGACCACCGGGCCAGGCGGUGUGGUCAGCAGGACCAGUAGACCACCGGGCCAGGCGGUGUGGUCAACAGGCCCAGUAGACCACCGGGCCAGGCGGGGUGGUCAACAGGCCCAGUAGACCACCGGGCCAGGCGGUGUGGUCAACAGGACCAGUAGACCACCGGGCCAGGCGGUGUGGUCAACAGGCCCAGUAGACCACCGGGCCAGGCGGUGUGGUCAACAGGCCCAGUAGACCACCGGGCCAGGCGGUGUGGUCAACAGGCCCAGUAGACCACCGGGCCAGGCGGUGUGGUCAACAGGCCCAGUAGACCACCGGGCCAGGCGGUGUGGUCAACAGGCCCAGUAGACCACCGGGCCAGGCGGGGUGGUCAACAGGCCCAGUAGACCACCGGGCCAGGCGGUGUGGUCAACAGGCCCAGUAGACCACCGGGCCAGGCGGGGUGGUCAACAGGCCCAGUAGACCACCGGGCCAGGCGGGGUGGUCAACAGGUCCAGUAGACCACCGGGCCAGGCGGGGUGGUCAACAGGCCCAGUAGACCACCGGGCCAAGCGGGGUGGUCAACAGGCCCAGUAGACCACCGGGCCAGGCGGGGUGGUCAACAGGCCCACAACAUGAGAUGUAUCCCAAAUUACAUCCUACUCUAUAUAGUCCACUACUUUGUCCAGAGCGCUAUGGGUCCUGGUCUAAAGUAGUGCACUAUAUAGGGAAUAGGGUUCUAUAGGGCUCUGGUCUAAAGUACUGCACUACAUAGGGAAUAGGGUUCUAUAGGGCUCUGGUCUAAAGUAGUGCACUAUAGAGGGAAUAGAGUGCCAUUUGAGACGCUUCCAGGGUCACUAUCCCCUAAGCCCCCCACCCUUACAGUCGGGACCAAACCCUGAACCCAGAACUCGGACCCCUAACCACAGGCUUAACCCCAGGCCCUUUCGACGGAGGCUGUCCUCUCUUAUCUUUGAUAUGUCCUGAGGGGGUGUGUGUGUUGUCAUUGGGGAUGAUGAGAGAGAGAACAUGCUUUUUACUCUUAUUAUAGCUAUGGAGGUCGUGAGGUGAUCUCCUUCAACAGAGAUUUGUCUGAUGUGUGUUUACAGAUGACUAGAUCAGAAUGCUCUGUUCACUGUCAAACCUGACCUGCCCUGAGACUGUAUAUAGACCUGUGAUAUACCAUACCUUCACCUUGCUUUGGUUUUAAAUCUGCCCUGAGACUGUUCAUAGACCUGUGAUAUACCAUACCUUCACCUUGCUUUGGUUUUAAAUCUGCCCUGAGACUGUUCAUAGACCUGUGAUAUACCAUACCUUCACCUUGCUUUGGUUUUAAAUCUGCCCUGAGACUGUUCAUAGACCUGUGAUAUACCAUACCUUCACCUUGCUUUGGUUUUAACAUGUGGAGUUGCACUGUGAAAUACUGAUGCAAGAGUUG
This is a messenger RNA of Oncorhynchus keta (chum salmon), 2153 nucleotides long. Its product is annotated as tubulin polymerization-promoting protein family member 3-like. Gene Ontology annotation, biological process: microtubule bundle formation; microtubule polymerization; positive regulation of protein polymerization. Lineage: Eukaryota; Metazoa; Chordata; Actinopteri; Salmoniformes; Salmonidae. The transcript is spliced from 4 exons. The coding region runs from base 171 to 704 and encodes 177 amino acids. Gene Ontology annotation, cellular component: microtubule. Gene Ontology annotation, molecular function: tubulin binding. The record is from RefSeq and is a predicted model, not a curated record.